CGAUUACGUAAUCCGUAUGACUUGACAGUUUGUUACUAGUGAGACGGAACUGGUCCUUCAAGUCUGGUUGCCUGUCUUUAAAUAUCAGCUCCGUUCGCACAGGCGAACAGCAAUUAUAAUGCUGGUAUUCUUAUCGUAAGUCAUAGUCAUAGUCAUCGGGAUAAAAGGUGACCAUUUCGUCCAGCUCACCCGUCCUUUCCGUUAGCUUAUCGUCUUACCAUGUGGGUGUUCGGUUACGGCUCCCUGAUAUGGAAAGUGGAUUUUCCUUAUGAGGAAAAAAGAAUUGGCUACAUAAAAGGCUUCAGCCGCCGGUUUUGGCAGGGCAGUACCGACCACCGAGGAGUACCGGGGAAUCCUGGCCGGGUCGUGACGCUCAUAGAAGAUCCUGAAGGGUGUGUUUGGGGGGUUGCAUACAAGCUGCCAACUGGCCGGGAGGAAGAAGUGAAGCGCUACCUUGACUACCGAGAAAAGGGUGGUUAUCAGGUCAUCACGGUGACCUUUCACCCCCAUCCACCACUCACUUCCUCGCCAAGCCAGACGCUGAUCUACAUCGGCUCUCAGGACAAUCCCAACUACCUCGGCCCUGCACCCCUAGAGGAGAUCGCCAACCAGAUCAUCAACUCUACCGGUCCAAGUGGGAAAAAUACGGAGUACCUGUUUCAGCUGGCUGAUGCUGUGAGGACCAUUUUGCCCGAGGACUCAGAUAUGCAUCUGUUUUCUCUUGAAACUUUAGUGAGAGAGAGGCUAGAAAAUUGACAGAAAAACUCAAGUUAGGUAGCUCACAAUUAAAUAAAUGGUAACACUUGAAUUUUUAUUUAAAUGCCAGGCUGGAUUUGUAAAAUAAUCUCAGGGUUUAAGGUAUAUGUGUCCAGUCAAGAUGUUUGUGACAUAUAGAAUAAAUGGUGACCUCAUUAGUGUGCUAAGUAAUGUUAUUUUGUUCAGAAUUACCGUGCAAAUCAAUAUCUACUGAAAGCUGCUUUAAAAUUACAAACACAUACACUGGUAUAGAAAAUGACAAAAAAAAGUAUAAAUCUCAAAAUAUGCUUUGAAAAAGUACAAAAUGGCAUACACUGUCAGCAUUGGGGUUUUUUUUGUAUUUGGCAUUAACUAGCCAAGAUUAGACAAAUGUUAAAUUUAUCGAAUAUUAAUUAUUAAACAUUUAACACUCAAACUCACCAGAGCUCGCCAAAAUUUAAGAACUUGUUUAUAAAGUGAUCUGAUGGAUUUUAAUUCAGUCUUAUUUGCCUGUGCCCAGCUCGCCAUAUGAUAUCGAUACUAAGAAAAAAUCAUUCUGUGUCAGAUCUGGACUUUUUCUUAUUUCUUAGGGACAUGACCUUCAGAUACUGUUCAUCUGCAGUAGAUAGUUGUUUUUAGGCGUGCCACUUUUGCCCUCCAGUUUCCUCAACUUUUCAAGGACACACUGCACACCAUGCCGAGAUAGGGCAAGUUUUCAGCUAAUAGCUCGAUGGGAAUCGCCUUGGUGUUUGUGAGGGGUGGCUCAAGUCUUUUGCACUGUACAGUAUGACAAAG
This is a messenger RNA of Archocentrus centrarchus (flier cichlid), 1530 nucleotides long. It is a transcript of the gene chac2, whose product is annotated as ChaC, cation transport regulator homolog 2 (E. coli). Gene Ontology annotation, cellular component: cytoplasm. NCBI's taxonomy places the organism in Eukaryota, Metazoa, Chordata, Actinopteri, Cichliformes, Cichlidae. Gene Ontology annotation, molecular function: glutathione specific gamma-glutamylcyclotransferase activity. The coding region runs from base 220 to 756 and encodes 178 amino acids. The record is from RefSeq and is a predicted model, not a curated record. The transcript is spliced from 3 exons. Gene Ontology annotation, biological process: glutathione catabolic process.